UGAGCAGGGGCUUCCGCACUGAGAUCACAGGGCUGCAGCCGCAGUCCCACCGGCGCCCUCAGGCUGGUCCAGAGGAUGAGACAGCUUCGCACCGCGGCACAAUGUGCUGUGCUCCAGCCGACCUGUGCGUGGGGAGUCCUCACCAGUGCCUUCCUGGUCCUGGGCUGCUGGGGGCUGUCAGACUUCCAGCAGAGCUUUCUGCAGGCUCUGGAGCCCGACGAGGUGCUCUCUUACUUUGGCACUGAUGCAGCCUUCGAAGUGCCCCAAUUCACUGUGGCUCCACUCACGUGCGUCUGCAAGGACCGGCUCAGGACGCGGCCCUGCAGGGCCCUGCACUGCUCCCUGAGUGCUCCAGGAGUGCCUUUUGCCUUCUCCUUCCGGCCUGAGCGGGGCCUCAUGGCUCACUCCUUCACCAGCAAGCCCAUGGUGAAUGUCUCCCUCCGGCUGCUGGAGGGGUCCCUCAGUCACUGCUUCAUGAGGGGACGUGCCCUGCUGCCCCCGGGCACAGUGGCCAGGGUCACAUACUGCUCGGGCCACUUGGAGGGAGAGAUCCAGGUGGGCUCGGACAGGUUGUAUGUGCAACCGGUGAAGAGGAAGCACUGGACGCUGGUGCCUCCCUGGAGUGGGGCCCUGCCCCACCUGAUCCAUAGUCCUGCCACCCGGGAGUUUGUGCGAGGUGGGGACCUGGAGCCUCAAAGGCGGGAUGCGGCUGAUCCCGGACUACGUGGCUCAGGGGCCCAGCGGGGAUCUGCAGCCUCCCAGGCCUGGCGGGCACCCUCCACGAGGGUGUAUCGGGGAGAUCCUGCCCUUGCGCUCUGGAGAGGGACACGGAGGUGGAGACGGGCAGCAGGGGGCAUCCUGCACCUGGAGCUCCUGGUGGCUGUGGGCCCUGAUGUCCACCAGGCUCACCAGGAGGACACCGAGCACUACGUGCUCACCAACCUCAACAUGGGCUCUGAGCUGCUGAGGGACCCUUCCCUGGGGGUGCAGGUCCAAGUGCACCUGGUGAAGCUGCUCAUUCUCACAGAGCCCAAGGGAACCCCAAAUAUCACCACCAACCUCACCUCGUCCCUGCGGAGCGUCUGUGAGUGGAGCCAGUCAGUCAACCCUGCAGACGAUGGGGAUCCCAGGCACGCGGAUCUGGUCCUCUACGUCACCAGGUUUGACCUGGAGUUGCCCGAUGGCAAUCGGCAGGUGCGGGGGGCCACCCAGCUGGGGGGCGCCUGCACACCCUCCUGGAGCUGCCUUAUCACAGAGGACACUGGCUUUGAUUUGGGGGUCACCAUCGCCCAUGAGGUCGGGCACAGCCUCGGCCUGAGCCAUGAUGGGGCACUUGGCAGUGGCUGUGGGCCCAGCGGACAUGUAAUGGCAUCUGAUGGUGUGGCGACCACCCACAGGGGUCACGUGUGGUCCCCCUGUAGCCGCAGGCAGCUGCAGCAGCUGCUCAGCACAGGGCAGGUACGCUGCAUGUGGGACCCACCACAGUCGCCUCAGGGACCCGCGGGCCACCUGUCUGACGCCCAGCCUGGCCUCUACUAUGGCGUGGACGAGCAGUGCCGCGCUGCCUUUGGCUCGGCUGCUGUCGCCUGCACUUUUGCCAGGGAGGGGCUGGACAUGUGCCAGGCCUUGUCCUGCCACACAGACCCCCUGGAUCAAAGCAGCUGCAGCCGCCGCCUUGCUCCUCUCUUGGAUGGGACAGAAUGCGGUGUAGAGAAGUGGUGCUUCAAGGGCCGCUGCCAUGCCCUGGCAGAGCUGAUGCCCAUGGCGGCUGUCCAUGGACGCUGGUCCAGCUGGGGCCCCAGCAGUCCUUGCUCCCGCUCCUGUGGAGGAGGUGUGGUCACCAGGAGGCGGCGGUGUGACAACCCCAGGCCCGCCUUCGGGGGCCGCACCUGCCCCGGGGCCGACCUGCAGGCUGAGAUGUGUAACACUCAGGCCUGCGAGAAGACCCAGCUGGAGUUCAUGUCCGAGCAGUGUGCCCAGACAGACGGACAGCCGCUGCCCCUCGCCCAGGGGGGCGCCUCCUUCUACCACUGGGGUGCCGCUGUGCAGUACAGCCGAGGGGACCCUCUGUGCAGACACGUGUGCUGGGCUGUUGGGGAGGGCUUCAUCGCGAGGCGUGGAGACAGGUUCCUGGAUGGGACCCGCUGUGUGCCCAGCAGCCCCCAGGAGGAUGGGACCCUGGGCCUGUGCGUGCUGGGCAGCUGCCGGACAUUUGGCUGCGAUGGCAGGAUGGACUCUGGGCAGGUGUGGGAUGUGUGCCAGGUGUGCGGAGGGGACAACAGCACGUGCAGCCCCCGAAAUGGCUCUUUCACGGGGGGCACAGCCGGAGACUAUGUCACCUUCUUGACGGUCACUCCCAACAUGACCAGAGUGCACAUCGUCAACCGCAGGCCCCUCUUCACACACUUGGCGGUGAGGAUCCAAGGACGCUAUGUUGUGGCUGGGGAAGCUGGCAUUGCACCCAGCACCACCCACCCCUCCCCCCUGGAGGAUAGCCGUGUGGAGUACAGAGUGGCCCUCGCUGAGGACCAGCUGCCCCUCCGUGAGGAGAUCCGUCUCCAGGGAGCCGUCCAAGAAGCCGUGGAGAUCCAGGUGUACAGGCGAUAUGGCGAGGAGUAUGGAGCCCUCGCCCGCCCGGACAUCACUUUCACCUACUUCCAGUCCAAGCAGCAAGCAGCGUGCGUGUGGGCUGAGGAGCGUGGGUCCUGCUCGGUGAGCUGUGGGGCAGGGGUGCGCUGGGUGUCCUACAGCUGCCUGGACCAGGCCCAGAAUGUGUGGAUGGAGGCCAGCUGCUGUCGAGGGAGCCCCAAACCCCCCACCUGGCCAGAACCCUGUGUCCCUGCGCCUUGCCCUCCGCGGCAGGAGCUGUCGGAGCCUGACCUGUACACGGCAGCAGCCUGUGGAGCCGGCCUGGCCUCACCCAGUGUGGCGUGUGCCCAGGGGGCAGGUGGUCCGGGCUCAUCAGCGACUGCAGGACCUGAUGCCACACAUGAGAUGCUGCCUGCUGGAGAGCCCUGUGUCAAGACAGCGUGUCCUCCGGCCUGGGCUCAGCUCUUGGUCAACACCACAGAGGACCCUCGCACCACUGAGGAGCUUGCAGAGGCGAAGGUUAGGAGUCCUGGACCCACCCUCAACGCCCCGCAGCUGCAUGCCACGGCUCCAGAGGAGGAGGCUCCAGCCGAACAUGUGUGGACGCCUGUGCGGGGGCUGUGCUCCACCUCCUGUGGGCAAGGACUGAUGGGGCUACGCUUCCAGUGCGUGGACUCGGUCCUCCAGACGCCUGUCCAGGAGACGUUGUGUGAUGUGGCCAGCCGGCCUGCGAGCCGGUGGGAAGUGUGCCAGGCCGGCCCGUGCCCUGCUCAGUGGGAGGCCCGGGCCUUGGCACCAUGUCCAGUGACCUGCGGAGGGGGGCGGGUGCCCCUGGCCGUGCGCUGCGUGAGACGGGAGCACGGCGGGCCUGUCCCCCUGCCUCACUCAGAGUGCUGGCCAGCAGCCCGGCCCGGCCCCUUCCAGGAUUGUAGCCUGGAGCCCUGUCCGGCCAGGUGGAAGGUCCUGUCCCUGGGCCCAUGCUCCACCAGCUGUGGCCUCGGCACUGCGACACGUGUGGUGGCCUGCGUGCGGCCGGCCUGGGGCCAGGAUGCUGAGGUGGACGAGGCGUCCUGUGCAGCUUUGGUGCGGCCACAGGCAAGCGUUCCCUGCUUCAUCGCUGACUGCGCCUACUGGUGGCACGUCAGCCCCUGGACAGAGUGUUCUGCCUCCUGUGGGGAGGGCAUCCAGCGCCGGCAUGAUACCUGCCUCGGACCCCAAGGCCAGGCACCCCUACCCGCCAGCUUCUGCUACCACUUGCCCAAGCCGGCCACGGUGCAGGGCUGCUGGGCCGGGCCCUGUACGGGGCAGGGAGCCCCCAGCCUGGCGUCCCACGAGGAUGCUACCACUCCGGGCCGGACCACGGCUGCCGCUGCUGGCACCACUCUGACGUGGCCUCAGACCCCAGCCUGGGGCACGCCGGACCCCCCACGCUCUCAGCCUCCAGGGCCUCAGAACAGCACAGCAGAGUCCAGUGCCUGUGGCAGGCAGCACCUGGAGCCCACGGGAACUAUCAGUAUGCGAGGCUCCGGCCAGGCAGACUGCGUAGUGGCCAUCGGGAGGCCCCUGGGUGAGGUGGUGAUGCUCCAGGUCCUUGAGAGUUCCCUCAACUGCAGCGCAGGGGAGUCCCUGCUGCUCUGGGGCCGCCUCACCUGGAGGAAGCUGUGCGGGAAUCUGGCUGGAAAGACCUUCAGCUCCAGAAGCAACACCCUGGUGGUGAGACAGCACUGCGCGAGGCCCGGCGGUGGAGUGGUGCUGCGGUACGAGAGCCGGCCUGCCCCGGGAGCCAUCCACAGAGAAUGUGACACGCAGCUCUUUGGACCCCGAGGUGAGAUCGUGCGCCCCCUACUGAGUCCAGACGGGAGGACUGCAGGUAGCUGCAGGGUCUUCAUCAACGUGGCUCCGCAGGCCCGCAUUGCCAUCCACAUCCUGGCCACCGACGUGGGCACUGGGGCUAAUGGCGGCAGCACCAUCUCAAUCCGGGAUAGCCACAGCACAAGGAUCACAACCUUCCGUGGGCAGCAGGCGCUCUACUGGGAGUCAGAGGGCAGCGAGGCUGAGAUGGAGCUCAGCAAGGACUUCCUGGAGGGGAAUGCUGGUCUGCGAGGCCGCUACUGGACCCUGCACGCGCGGGUGCUGGAGGGGCCCCUGCCUUAGCGGUCUCUCCCAGCAGCAGAAGGGAAGGGAGGGUACCUGACACCUCCUGAGCGCCUGUCAGGGGUCCUGCCAGGCCUGGAAGUGCGUUCCCACCCUAACUUAAGCAGAUCUUAGGGGUUCUUCUUGAGUGUCGUCUCCAGGGCGCAAACCUAGGGGUGGGAGGUGGAGAUGGCGGAGGAGGGCCGCUCCCAGCCCGUCAGGUGCCAAUAAAGGAAGCAGGAGGCCUGACUGGUGGUUUCUUCCUGCUAUCUGUCCAAACCUGGCUUGACAGGGAACCUGCCUCAGGGCAGGAUUUCUCUGAGUGUAGUCGGAUUUUCCUGGCCUGCGCAGGCACUUGGCCAUCUUGUCUUCUUCCUAUCCAGGAGCCCGGAGUGGCUCCUGAGG
This is a messenger RNA of Octodon degus (degu), 5127 nucleotides long. RefSeq names its product ADAM metallopeptidase with thrombospondin type 1 motif 13 (gene Adamts13). The coding region runs from base 76 to 4743 and encodes 1555 amino acids. Gene Ontology annotation, biological process: proteolysis; extracellular matrix organization. NCBI's taxonomy places the organism in Eukaryota, Metazoa, Chordata, Mammalia, Rodentia, Octodontidae. Gene Ontology annotation, molecular function: metalloendopeptidase activity. Gene Ontology annotation, cellular component: extracellular matrix. The record is from RefSeq and is a predicted model, not a curated record. The transcript has 32 exons.